AUGACUUGCGUGGUAUCCUCGCCUUGGCACUCGUUCAACAACUCGACUUAUGGAUGGUCGCCGAUGAAUCCUGAAGACAGUAUCACGCCGACUUCGGCGGCGGACCGGACGCAGUAUGGUUACAUCUCUUCGGAAUCCGAAUCACGACUACACUCUAGUGGAGGCUCGAAGAAGCGGGCCUCCAGAGCGGGGACGAGGAGUGUGUCAACCCUGUCAGCGGCACAGUUGGAGCGGAAGCGAGCCAACGAUCGAGAGGCACAGCGAGCAAUUCGACAGAGGACCAAGGACCACAUCGAGCAUCUGGAGCGCAACAUCAGUGAUCUUCGAGCGGCCCACGAAUCUAGCGAGAAGAUAGCUGCAGUCGCGCAUCAGCGCAGUCGGGAGCUGGAGGAAGAGAAUGGCUUCCUUCGAUCCAAACUGGGCGAGUUUGGUUACUCUGUGCCAGUGCCUCCUCCUUCAGAAAGUCAGCGGCCACCAGAUCAGCAUAUGAUUCCCAUGCAUGCAACCUCACCUGGUUCCCAAGUUGUGGGAGCAAGCAUACCGCGUCCCCCAUCAACUUCCACUCCUCGAAGUGCACUCUCCGUGACGACCUCGCAGUCCUCAAACUCCCGACAUGGUUCCUGGCAGCAAGGAGCCACUCAUCUCGGCGUGAGCGGCGCAAGUGCCCCCGCGAGCUUACCAGCUCACUCUUCCGUCCAGCUCGGUCCUGGUCUGACAAGCUGGCGGUCACAAGACAGCACCCAAAGUGUCCACAGCACUCCCGGCGGCAUGCCGGAGCAGCAUUCUCUCCAUACCCAGGUGCCGUACGUGAGCGCCAACCCAGCCGAUCGACCCCAAUGGAGCGUACGCCAGCCAUACCCGUACCAGGAACCCCAACGCACACCCUCCCAAACCCAAGCCCAAGCAUCGCCCCAACCCCAACCCCAAUACGCACAACCGCAGGUCCCCAACUACCCACCCGGCGCCGCGCCCCAACCACAAAGCUACGUGGCUCCUCCGCAGAGCGAAUUCCAAAGCAUGACCGUGCAGAGUCCCGCCAACUACCAAGUCUCGCAACAACAACCCUACCCUCCCCAGCAGCACUACCAAAUGGCGCCGGUGGAACAGGUCCCUCCGACCGCACCGGGGGCGCAAUACGCUCCGCAGCCUGGCCAACUACAUCCGCCGCAGAUUAUCCCUGCGGCGUACCAGCACCCGCAGGGCGAGCAAGGGUAUGCGCAACAGCAGAUGCAUGCGUAUCGAGAGGAUCCGGGGCAGCAGGGGGGUUAUUCGAUGACGCAUUAUCCGAGUGGAUAG
Saxophila tyrrhenica is the source of this 1296-nucleotide messenger RNA. RefSeq lists its product as uncharacterized. Gene Ontology annotation, biological process: regulation of DNA-templated transcription. The coding region runs from base 1 to 1296 and encodes 431 amino acids. The record is from RefSeq and is a predicted model, not a curated record. Gene Ontology annotation, molecular function: DNA-binding transcription factor activity. The transcript has 2 exons. NCBI's taxonomy places the organism in Eukaryota, Fungi, Ascomycota, Dothideomycetes, Mycosphaerellales, Extremaceae.